AUGUCAGAGUAUCUGAAAACAAAGAUAGUUCAAAUUAUUGAAUUAGCUACCGAGAGUUUAUAUACACCUUACAAUGGAGUGAAUACUGGAAUUUUAGCAAUUUUGGAUCCAAUGCCCCAAACUGUACGAUUCUCAUCUCUACAUUUUUCAGGAUUUAAGGUAAUAAUAAAUGAUCCCACAGAGUACCCCGGAUCGCAAUCAACAACUAAAAUGGUUUCUCUUGGAAAUAUAGCAUUUCUUCAUCUAUUUGGAUCAAAAAUGACUUGUAGUGAUGCAGUACAGUUAUUACCUAUUAGUCAUAGAGAUUGUGUAUUUUCUGAAGAACAUCAGUUGGAUUCAUUUAAAGAAUAUAGUGAUUCAAGUUGUCUGACUGAAUGUGAAGCCAAAUAUUUUUAUAAAAUUUGCAAAUGCGUUCCAUAUUACUACAAUUUUUUAAAGAAACUUGAGUGCACUGCCAGCCAGUUAGCUUGUUUACUAACCGUUCGUAAAAGCGUGUACGUGUGGGCAUACGCACAAGCAGAUGAGUCUCUCGUUGUAAAACGGUACGGGUGGGAUGUUGGAGGGUAUGACGAGGUAAACUUGGUUCGUAUCAGGCUAGCACAGUUACCAUAUCUCCUCACCACAAGUCCUAGGUGUCCAAAUGUUCCUUGCACAUACGCAUGA
Messenger RNA from Diabrotica balteata, 663 nucleotides. NCBI's taxonomy places the organism in Eukaryota, Metazoa, Arthropoda, Insecta, Coleoptera, Chrysomelidae. The record is from the annotation of a GenBank genome assembly.